UAUUUUUCGUUACAAGCAAAUUCAAGUCCAACAUGACAGACACAGUUGUUGCAACCCCGGCACCAGUCGUCGCAUCGCCGACCUCGAAGAAAYCACCUGCAAAGAAGAAGACUGCUGCUUCUAAAGCAUCGAAGUCUACUGCACUGCAUCCGAGUACGGCCGUGAUGGUCACCAAAGCCAUCAAAGAACUCAAUGAGAAAAAAGGUUCGUCGUUGCCGGCCAUCAAAAAAUACUUGGCUGCCAACUACAAAGUUGACCCCGCCAAGUUGGCUCYGUUCAUCAGAAAAUUUCUGAAAGCGGCCGUCGCCAACGGUUCCGUGGUGCAGACCAAAGGCACUGGUGCAUCUGGACAUUUCAAGUUACCCGUAGUGGAGGCAAAACCGAAGAAGGUCGUAGCGAAAAAGAAGAAAUCGCUUGUCAAGAAAGUGAAAGCCGCUGGAACACCGAAGAAGAAGUUACCGGCCACGAAGAAACCCACGACCGGCGGACCAGCAGCCAAAAAAGCAAAGAAAGCUGUUGUAGCGCCCAAAAAACCAAAGACGGCGAUAAAACCGAAGAAGUCUCCGGUGAAAGCAAAAAAGCCAGCUGCUGUCAAACCGAAGACGAAAAAGUCUCCGACUAAGAAAACCACUGCCCCCAAGAAGAAGUAAAAUG
Messenger RNA from Diuraphis noxia (Russian wheat aphid), 654 nucleotides. Its product is annotated as histone H1B-like. The record is from RefSeq and is a predicted model, not a curated record. Gene Ontology annotation, molecular function: double-stranded DNA binding; nucleosomal DNA binding; structural constituent of chromatin. Gene Ontology annotation, biological process: negative regulation of DNA recombination; nucleosome assembly; chromosome condensation. Lineage: Eukaryota; Metazoa; Arthropoda; Insecta; Hemiptera; Aphididae. Gene Ontology annotation, cellular component: nucleosome; nucleus.